AAACACUGCGACAGGCAGAAGGCAAACCUGAGGAUCCGCUUCAAGCCCUCCCUCUUCCAGCACGUGGGAACCCACUCCUCCUUGGCCGGGAAAAUACAGAAGCUGAAGGACAAGGACUUUGGCAAGCAGGCCCUGCGGAAAGAGCACGUCAACCCUCCUGCGGAGGUGAGCACCAGCCUGAAAACCUACCAGCACUUCACCUUGGAGAAGGCUUACCUGCGGGAGGACUUCUUCUGGGCCUUCACUCCUACCGCCGGAGACUUCAUCAGAUUCAGAUUCUUCAAACCGCUCCGCAUUGAAAGGUUCUUCUUCCGCAGCGGGAACAUCGAGCACCCAGAAGACAAACUCUUCAAUACGACUGUGGAGGUUUUGCCGUUUGACAGCCUGCAGUCGGAUAAGGAAACCUUGCAGGAGGGGAGAGGCACAGUCUUCAAAUACCGCAGGAUGCCGGAUGGCUACAUCCAGAUAG
This is a messenger RNA of Apaloderma vittatum (bar-tailed trogon), 469 nucleotides long. RefSeq names its product alpha-1,3-mannosyl-glycoprotein 4-beta-N-acetylglucosaminyltransferase B-like. Gene Ontology annotation, molecular function: acetylglucosaminyltransferase activity. The transcript has 4 exons. The annotation marks the transcript as partial. Gene Ontology annotation, cellular component: endoplasmic reticulum-Golgi intermediate compartment; Golgi stack; endoplasmic reticulum. Gene Ontology annotation, biological process: protein N-linked glycosylation. Lineage: Eukaryota; Metazoa; Chordata; Aves; Trogoniformes; Trogonidae. The record is from RefSeq and is a predicted model, not a curated record.